AUUAAGAUUAAACCUCCAGUGAGUCCGUGGGUGUGGAAAGUCACCAGCUAGCUAAUAUUAACAUAGCUUGCAACAGAGCGCUGUUGCUAGAAAUAGGACAGUCGCAUCACUACCACUAAGCAAUUUGCAUUCUGUGGACCAGCCCCUAAAUUCCUCCUGGCUCCUUCGGCCCUUUGGGCAUUGCGUUUCUGAAGGCUUUUUAGACAGAGUUCACACUUGGCUGUCUGGUUUCACGAGGAACUCUACCCAAAAGAGGAAGCGGCAAGAAGAACAUCUGCUUUGUUUGCAAGAACGUGAUCGAGCUACAAGCAAAUCUUUAGGCAUCUGAGGAAUUGUGAAGCUUCUAGAUUUCAUAUGGUGGCUGACAGGGCGGGGCAGACAAGAACCUUCUUGCUUUCCUCACCAUGGAUAAUCUGUUGCCUCAGUCUAGAUUCUCUUAUUUCAAAAAAUAUCCUCUUCAUGCAAUUAGAAAAUAUGUAUCGAUGCUGAGAAACCAAAGAGCUGCUGAAGAACAGGUUGCACGUUUUCAAAAAAUUCCUAAUGGUGAAAAUGAGACAAUGAUUCCUGUAUUGACAUCAAAAAAAGCAAGUGAAUUACCAGUCAGUGACGUUGCGAGCAUUCUCCAAGCUGACCUUCAGAACGGUCUAAACAAAUGUGAAGUAAGUCAUAGGCGAGCCUUCCACGGCUGGAAUGAGUUUGACAUCAGUGAAGAUGAGCCACUAUGGAAGAAGUAUAUUUCUCAGUUUAAAAAUCCCCUUAUUAUGCUGCUUCUGGCUUCAGCGGUCAUCAGUGUUUUAAUGCAUCAGUUUGAUGAUGCCGUCAGUAUCACUGUGGCAAUACUUAUCGUCGUCACAGUUGCCUUUGUUCAGGAAUAUCGUUCAGAAAAAUCUCUUGAAGAACUGAAUAAACUUAUGCCUCCAGAAUGCCAUUGUGUGCGUGAAGGAAAAUUGGAACAUACACUUGCACGAGACUUGGUUCCAGGUGAUACAGUUUGCCUUUCUGUUGGGGACAGAGUUCCUGCUGACUUACGUUUGUUUGAGGCUGUGGAUCUUUCCAUUGAUGAGUCCAGCUUGACCGGAGAGACAACACCUUGUUCUAAGGUGACAGCUCCUCAGCCAGCUGCAACUAAUGGGGAUCUUGCAUCAAGAAGUAACAUUGCCUUCAUGGGAACGCUCGUCAGAUGUGGCAAAGCAAAGGGUAUUGUCAUUGGAACAGGAGAAAAUUCUGAAUUUGGAGAGGUUUUUAAAAUGAUGCAAGCAGAAGAAGCACCGAAAACCCCUUUGCAGAAGAGCAUGGACCUCUUGGGAAAACAACUUUCCUUUUACUCCUUUGGUAUAAUAGGUAUCAUCAUGUUGGUUGGCUGGUUACUAGGAAAAGAUAUCUUGGAAAUGUUUACUAUUAGUGUAAGUUUGGCUGUAGCAGCAAUUCCUGAAGGUCUUCCCAUUGUGGUCACAGUGACUCUAGCCCUUGGUGUUAUGAGAAUGGUGAAGAAAAGGGCCAUUGUGAAAAAACUGCCUAUUGUUGAAACUCUGGGCUGCUGUAAUGUGAUUUGUUCAGAUAAAACUGGAACAUUGACGAAGAAUGAAAUGACUGUUACUCACAUAUUUACUUCAGAUGGUCUCCAUGCUGAGGUUACUGGAGUUGGCUACAAUCCGUUUGGGGAAGUGAUUGUUGAUGGUGAUGUUGUUCAUGGAUUCUAUAACCCAGCUGUUAGCAGGAUUGUUGAGGCGGGCUGUGUAUGCAAUGAUGCUGUAAUUAGAAACAACACUUUAAUGGGGAAGCCAACAGAGGGAGCCUUAAUUGCUCUUGCAAUGAAGAUGGGUCUUGAUGGACUUCAACAGGACUAUAUCCGAAAAGCUGAAUACCCUUUUAGCUCUGAACAAAAGUGGAUGGCUGUGAAGUGUGUACACCGAACACAGCAGGACAGACCAGAGAUUUGUUUUAUGAAGGGUGCUUAUGAACAGGUGAUUAAGUACUGUACUACGUACCACAGCAAAGGGCAGACCUUGGCACUCACCCAGCAGCAGAGAGACCUGUACCAACAAGAGAAAGCACAAAUGGGCUCAGCAGGGCUCAGAGUUCUUGCUUUGGCCUCUGGUCCUGAACUGGGACAGCUGACGUUUCUUGGCCUGGUGGGAAUCAUUGAUCCUCCUAGAACUGGUGUGAAAGAAGCUGUUACAACACUCAUUGCCUCUGGAGUAUCGAUAAAAAUGAUUACUGGAGACUCACAGGAGACUGCAGUUGCAAUCGCUAGUCGUCUGGGAUUAUGUUCCAAAACUUCCCAGUCAGUCUCAGGAGAAGAAAUAGAUGCAAUGGAUGUCCAGCAGCUUUCACAAAUACUACCAAAGGUUGCGGUAUUUUACAGAGCCAGUCCAAGGCACAAGAUGAAAAUUAUUAAGUCUCUACAGAAGAGUGGGUCGGUUGUAGCCAUGACAGGAGAUGGAGUAAAUGAUGCAGUUGCUCUGAAGGCUGCCGACAUCGGCGUUGCGAUGGGUCAGACUGGCACAGAUGUCUGCAAAGAGGCAGCAGACAUGAUCCUGGUGGAUGACGAUUUCCAAACCAUAAUGUCUGCAAUUGAAGAGGGUAAAGGGAUUUAUAAUAACAUUAAAAAUUUUGUUAGAUUCCAGCUGAGCACGAGUAUAGCAGCAUUAACUUUAAUCUCAUUGGCUACAUUAAUGAACUUUCCUAAUCCUCUCAAUGCCAUGCAGAUUUUGUGGAUCAAUAUUAUCAUGGAUGGACCUCCAGCUCAGAGCCUUGGAGUAGAACCAGUGGAUAAAGAUGUCAUUCGUAAACCUCCACGCAACUGGAAGGACAGCAUUUUGACCAAAAACCUCAUACUUAAAAUACUUGUUUCGUCAAUAAUCAUUGUUUGUGGGACUCUGUUUGUCUUCUGGCGGGAGCUGCGAGAUAAUGUGAUAACACCUCGAGACACAACAAUGACCUUCACAUGCUUUGUGUUUUUUGACAUGUUUAAUGCACUAAGUUCCAGAUCCCAGACCAAAUCUGUGUUUGAGAUUGGACUCUGCAGUAAUAAAAUGUUUUGCUACGCAGUUCUUGGAUCCAUCAUGGGACAGUUAUUAGUUAUUUACUUUCCUCCACUUCAGAAAGUUUUUCAGACUGAGAGCCUAAGUAUACUGGAUCUGCUGUUUCUUUUGGGUCUCACCUCGUCAGUGUGCAUAGUGGCAGAAAUUAUAAAGAAGGUUGAAAGAAGCCGGGAAAAGAUUCAAAAGCAUGUUAAUUCAACAUCGUCGUCUUUUCUUGAAGUAUGAUGCAUAUUGCAUUCUUUUAUUUGCAAACUAGGAAUUGCAUUCUGAAGAUCAUUUAGAAGGGCAAGUUCAAGAAGAUAAUGAAGAUUUGAGAACUUUUUAACUUUUCAUUGACUAAAAACGAGCGUGUUAAUGUUAGACUUUAUUUGAGACUUUAACCUGCUGGCAGUUCCAAAUGAAAUUAUGCGACUUUGAUAACAGAUUUCUUGAUUUAAAUUGGCUCUUGCGAUUAAGUGGAACUUUAUAAAGCAUAUGGGCAUUUAUUUAAUUAAAAAGAAAAAAGGUAAAACCUGAACCACUUAAAGAGGUCUAACAGUACAAAUACACUAUCUAUCUUAGAUAGAUAUAAAUAUUUUUUUUUAAUUUUUAAAUAUUAUACUAUUUAUGGUGGUGGGGCUUUCUUACUAAUACACAAAUAAAUUUAAUCAUUUCAAAGGCAUUCUAUUCAGUUUAGAAUUUGAUUCCCAAGAGUGCCAUAUUUCAGCUACUGUAUUUCCUUUUUCCUGCAAUGUAAGCAGCUCAGAUACCUUGUGUUACCAUUUUUGUAUAUCAAGUUUUUUGCGCAGGAUGUCACCACUGUCAGAUCACUGUUCUUUUCUUUCUUUUUGUGACUGAAAAGCCUAUACUGCAAUUUUAAGUAAAUGUUUGCUUUUCUUAGUAUAAAUGGUUGCUUUUAUUUUUUUUUUUUUGCCCCAGCUAUGAGUCUUUGGUCUAGCAAAAUUAAUACAGGGCUAUCAAGUGGCAUUCUAGUUUGAGUAGCCAUGUCUUUAAUUAACACUUAGUCAUAGAGUCAAAAAUAUUUAAGACUCAUUGGGCUGAAAUUUAUAACAAAUUAUAUUAACAUGUUAUGCCUCCUUUUAGAGUUAAAUAUAAAUCACACUUUGUCAAACAUAAUUUUGUCAUUCCCUAAAUACAAAUCCAAGUACCUCACCUGAAUAACUGAAUUUUAUUAUUUUUAAUAUCUUUUUAUAUGUAUUUUUAAGCAUCUUUCUUAGGAAGUAUAGAGUGCUGUACUUAAAGAAUAAGAAAAGCCCCAAGCCCAAACAGAUGGUUUCAGAACCAGGGUAUAUGUGGAAGAUUCUGUGCUGGCCGCCCUCUUCAUGUAUCUUUCUCUGGCCCAGACUGCGGCACAACCCUGAGCUUUUCCCUGUUCCUACUGCACCAUUUGUUCCCUGCCUUCGUUCUGUUUCAUUGGGCAUGCUAGAGAAAUAGAUGGAUUUGCUCUUGUAAUGCCAUCAGUUUUUAUAAUAGCUUGAUGAGGUAUAGGUAAUUUGUUUUGAGUGUGUGGCAAAUUUGGGCCAGAAAUUCAAAAUUAGAAAUCCAUUUUCCUGUUGAUUAUUUCUUUCUGAAACAGAAAUGGGUCUCAAAUUCUUACAUAUGUAAUUCUACCUGAAGUAAGUUGAGUUUUGUAUUUUGUAAUUAUUCUCCAUUUUAUAAACUGUCAGGAUAAACCACUGUCUAGUUAUUAUCACCAAUAUUAAAUCCAGUAUUAUCACUGAAAUAUUGUUGUCAAUGAUAGGGAAAAUAUAUAUACUUUGAUUCCUUGUUAGUGAAACAAUUGAGUAUAAGGAGCUGAGAUGUCUGCAGUUUAUUCUACUUUAAGACUCAGUAGUCAGAUCUCAUUAGAUGGAACAUGGGAGCCAUUGUCUAAUUAGCUUUAUCUUUAGUGACAUGAUGUCUCAUUCUUAAAUUUUGUAAUGAUUUUCCUUCUCUGUUACAAAGACUUGAAAUACGUAUUUAAGUGCACGUUAGUCUUUUGUUUUGGCCUUUUAGGUUCAGAGUAUGACUCGAAUGAAAUAAAUGUGCCUGUUCUUUUGUUUGGUUUUUGAACCAAAAAAAAAAGAAAGAAAGAUUUCUUUUUAUAAGUUAAUGACCUUCUAGUUGGGUUUGUUAACGUUAAAAUCAUAUGGGUGCUGAGGAUAACGGGAAUUAGGCAGUACUCAGAGUACACAGAACCUGUGAUUUAAAAACAAGUGAAACGCACAGUACACAUACACUACAUCCAGGUUUGAAUUUUCCAUAGUCUAGCAACAAAUUAGAAUAUUUGUAUGUACAUCUUUGAUGGUAUAUUAUCCAAAUUCGCAUAGAUAAUUUAAAUGCUCUAGUGUGUAAAUUAAAAAAUUUUAACCCCAUUUCCUAGCCCAAGACCUUGCUAGAGUUCCCUAAUAAUAUUAAUUUAAUUUUUCCCUGUUAGACUACUUCAUGAAGUUAUUUAGCUCCAAAAUUAUUAAACAUCUCAAGGAAGAAAGAAAAGGACUUGAAAUAAUUCACCAAAUGAUUAAAACUGGCAGCAAAGAAACAGGGCUUAGCAUGUUGCCUCACAUUUGUCCUGGGCACUUCAUGAUCCAGAGAUGAAACAAGUGACACCAGGCAACUUAAAAACCUCCCCUGUCAGGCUACAGGCUUUAUUGAAUAGCUGAGACCACACUCACAGGGAUAAACACUUUUUUACCUUUCAUACCUAUGCAAGGUACAUCUUUUAUAUUGGUAGUCUUUCUGAAAUCACUUUCAGUUAUGAUCUCUUUCAUAUAGCAUAUGAGCAAAGUGAGUAUUGGUCACACUCAGUUUCUCAAUGAAAUGAAUUGGUGGCAAACAAUACAUUUCUUAUGUAAGAACCUUAAUUAACUUUACCUUGCUUUCUGCCUUUGUCACCGGGCACUUCCACAUAUGCCUCACCCAGAAACUUGGAUGAAUUGAUUGUCAUUUCCGUUAACUUUGAUUUAGUGGCUGGAGUGUGCUAGGAAUAGAAAGGUGAUGGCAUCCCUGCCCUUUGGGAGCUCCUGGGUAGGUUUGCAGGGGGAUAUAACUAUUCCCAGGCUGUUUCUUGAAAGGUAGUAGUGGUCUUUGCACAUUUAUUUUAAAAAUACACAUAACAUUAAAAUGAAUCCUGCACACAUUUUACUGGCAGUGUACCUUGACAUUGGCAUUUGGAAAUCUUUGAAAUGCCUUUUCAGACUAAGCUGAAAUCCAAACAGUAGCUGAUUUGCAUGCUAACACAUGGUGUGCAAAAAUAUUAAUCCUAACUGGUAUGUGACUGGACAAGCAUACCAUCCUCAUAAUUAAGCUUCCUUGAGCUCAGUUAGCACUUGGUAUGACUGUUAACUCUUGCUGGACAACCUUAUUUGGGAUUUUUGUUUUCAGAGAUGGUUAUUGUUAAAAAUGGAUCAUGAUUAAGCAGUCCUUGAUAUUAAUAUAAAUAUAAUAGUCUGCAGAUACUGUAGUAGGUUUAGAUUUAUAGAGGUAGUAUUUUGCCUUUGGGAAGUCCUCAGUCUUAACUCUGGAGGCCAAAGUGAAAUACAUCAGAUACAGUGCUAAAUGCUGCCCAAAAUGCUACAGUAGCCAAAGGAGAGAGACAACUUCACUGAAGGAGGUUGUUGAAGAAAUUUCCUAGAACUAGUGGCAUCUGAAUCCGUGUUCUUAAGUUGGGAAUCUCUAGCGAAGAAGCAGCAGGACAUUGCAACCAAAUGGCACAGCCUCUGCAGAGGUGUGGAUAGGGGCUAGAUAGAACAGGUGAAAACCACAAGGAGUUUGGCUGGUAAGGCAGGAAAUAUGUAAUGUGAGGGCUUGGACAGAUAGACAGGAGCCCAGUGAUAAAGAGGAGGACACUUGACUUGUAACGCACUGGAGGAUUUGAAGAGUGUGAUGUGAGUUUGGAUUUCUGUCUUGCAACAUGCUGAUGGAAGCACAGAGUAGUAGAUUAUAAAGACAAACAGGGAGACUGAAUAGAGAAUUGUAGAAACUUAAGGGGUAGAUGGACAAAUUGAGCUGUGGCAGUUAGUACGGAGAGAAAGGCAUAGAAUAUCUAUCUUAUAAGAGAUAGCAUUGACAUGACCAUACAGGAGAAAGGGAAAAUGUGGAAGAUACCCCGGUUUCUGGCUCCCUGAUUUGGAUUGUAGAGCUUUUAGGAGAAUUACCAAAGCUAAGCAGCCUUCAGUGGAACACAGGUCAAUUUGAAAUGUCACGUUUGUGGUGUCCUUGAGAUUUCCCAAGGUACAUGUUAGAUGAGGUCUCUAGCACAGAAUGAAUUAAAGCUGUGGCUGACUAAUUAUAAUGUGGUUGGAAAAUAAUUUCAUAUUACAAGCAUCAUACUUUUUUUUUUUUGCUAAAAGUAAAGCAGUAAAUGAAUGUAAACAGCUUUGACAGAAUAAGAUAUAUUUUGAAAAUAGUUUCUUUAUAGAGUUAUUACUUAAGAAUCAGCACACAGUUAUUUAAAUUCAAAAUGUAGGGGGAAAAGGAUUAGAAUUCUAUUACAGCCUCCUUUGUUACAAAGCUUUCUGAAUGAAUUUGUUAUUAAGGUUACUGACUAGAAAACACUGAUCUGAAUUACUGGUAGCACAUGCGCGUACUUUUGAUGUUUGUGGUAAGACACUCUCUUAAGAGGUGAGGAAUAUGUAGAGCAAAGAACUUGAUAACUCAGACUGAAGUUUGCUGCGGGUGGAAACCCAGAAAGUGAAUAGCAUGAACGUUAGAAAAUAGCUGCAUGCUCCAAACAAGUAAUUUAUGGCAGGAGAGUAGAAAACGUUGAUUUUUUUUUUUUUCCAUUUUACUCAUAAUUCUUUCUUGGAUCUUUCUAGCCUCAUAUCCCACAUGGUGUUCCAACACAAUCCACUUACUAGUCUUUUUGGGCAGUAUUCCUUCAACUUGAAAUCCUUUUUCCACUGCCUCAAUUUUGAGAAUGAGAAUUGUUACUUGCUCUUCAAAAACCAGCUGAAGAGACAGCCAGGAUGGCCCUUCCAGAUUGCUCUAAAUGGUG
This is a messenger RNA of Rhinolophus ferrumequinum (greater horseshoe bat), 8019 nucleotides long. RefSeq names its product ATPase secretory pathway Ca2+ transporting 1 (gene ATP2C1). The coding region runs from base 405 to 3269 and encodes 954 amino acids. Gene Ontology annotation, cellular component: Golgi membrane; plasma membrane; endoplasmic reticulum. Gene Ontology annotation, molecular function: P-type calcium transporter activity; ATP hydrolysis activity; ATP binding. NCBI's taxonomy places the organism in Eukaryota, Metazoa, Chordata, Mammalia, Chiroptera, Rhinolophidae. The transcript has 27 exons. Gene Ontology annotation, biological process: calcium ion transmembrane transport; intracellular calcium ion homeostasis; manganese ion transport. The record is from RefSeq and is a predicted model, not a curated record.